Molecule: messenger RNA, 765 nt
Organism: Fusarium oxysporum Fo47
Lineage: Eukaryota; Fungi; Ascomycota; Sordariomycetes; Hypocreales; Nectriaceae
Product: S-adenosyl-L-methionine-dependent methyltransferase
Exons: 3
Coding region: 1-765 (254 amino acids)
Molecular function (GO): O-methyltransferase activity
Source: RefSeq, a predicted model, not a curated record
AUGGAAGAACGCAGGAAGCUAUAUAAAAAGUAUCCAUCAAUGCGAAAGCUGGAGGAGCUUGGAGACGCAUACGUUGAAUGGAAUGAUGGUCGCGAAGCUGUUCUUCUACGCUGGCUUUACGACCACCCAAACUUCCCGAAUAUGCGCAACAAUCCCCAUGUAAUCUGCGAGGCCAUGGACGAAUUUGCUGCUCAGCGAGACUUCCUGAUCAACAUUGGCCCAGACAAAGCAGAAAAGAUCGCUACUCUUAUUACUGAGACAAAGCCCAGCGUCUUUGUUGAGUUGGGUGGUUACGUUGGUUACUCAGCACUAUUCUUGGGAAAUGCGUUGAAAAACGCGCAUAAUGACAACCAAGACGCCAAGAAUAAGGCCGUCUACUGGAGUCUCGAAGCCGAUCCGGUUUUUGCAGGUAUCGCAAUGAAUCUUGUCGAUCUAGCAGGACUAUCAGAUGUCGUAAAAGUGAUCACGGGAAAGGCUGCCAAUUCGCUUACUCGACUGAAGGAAGAAGGAAAACUAGAAAGCGUGGAUAUGCUGUUUCUGGAUCACGUCGAAGAACUGUAUGUCACGGAUCUCCAGGUUGUUGAAUCGCUAGGAUUGCUUAAGAAGGGAAGCCAUAUUGUGGCAGAUAAUGUCCUUCGCCCUGGUGCACCUGAGUACAAACAGUAUGUCAAGGGGCAUAAGUCCAUGGAGACCCGAGCUAUCAUCGGUCUGAUCAUUCCUGGAGAGUUCGAGGACGAGAUUGAAGUGACAGAAUACAAGGGUUAG